This is a messenger RNA of Mesocricetus auratus (golden hamster), 1421 nucleotides long. It is a transcript of the gene Rabggtb, whose product is annotated as Rab geranylgeranyltransferase subunit beta. Lineage: Eukaryota; Metazoa; Chordata; Mammalia; Rodentia; Cricetidae. Gene Ontology annotation, molecular function: Rab geranylgeranyltransferase activity. Gene Ontology annotation, biological process: protein geranylgeranylation. The record is from RefSeq and is a predicted model, not a curated record. The coding region runs from base 100 to 1095 and encodes 331 amino acids. The transcript is spliced from 9 exons. Gene Ontology annotation, cellular component: Rab-protein geranylgeranyltransferase complex.
AGGGCGUGGGCGAGCCGGAGGCGGGCGGGCGCGUGUGCGCAGGCGCGCGGGCCCUGACUCUCCGUGCUCGGGCCAGCCUCAGUCUUUCUGCGAGCGGACAUGGGCACACCGCAGAAGGAUGUUACCAUCAAGUCCGAUGCACCCGACACCCUGUUGCUGGAGAAGCACGCCGAUUACAUUGCCUCCUAUGGCUCCAAGAAAGACGACUAUGAGUACUGCAUGUCUGAAUACUUGAGAAUGAGCGGCAUCUACUGGGGCUUGACGGUGAUGGACCUCAUGGGGCAGCUUCAUCGAAUGAACAAGGAGGAGAUCCUGGCGUUCAUCAAGUCGUGCCAGCACGAGUGUGGGGGGAUGAGUGCUAGCAUCGGGCACGACCCGCAUCUUCUCUACACUCUGAGUGCCGUCCAGAUUCUCACUCUGUACGACAGUAUCGACGUCAUCGACGUGGAUAAAGUGGUGGCCUAUGUUCAGAGUCUACAGAAAGAGGAUGGUUCCUUUGCUGGAGACAUUUGGGGAGAAAUUGAUACCAGGUUCUCAUUUUGUGCCGUGGCAACUUUGGCUCUCUUGGGCAAGCUUGAUGCUAUUAAUGUGGAAAAGGCAAUUGAAUUCGUUUUGUCCUGUAUGAACUUUGAUGGUGGAUUUGGGUGCAGACCAGGCUCCGAAUCUCAUGCCGGGCAGAUCUAUUGUUGCACAGGAUUCCUGGCCAUAACUAGUCAGUUGCAUCAAGUGAACUCUGACUUGCUUGGUUGGUGGCUUUGUGAACGCCAGUUGCCCUCAGGCGGGCUCAAUGGAAGACCUGAGAAGCUACCCGAUGUGUGCUACUCCUGGUGGGUUUUGGCCUCGCUGAAGAUAAUUGGGAGGCUCCACUGGAUUGACAGGGAGAAGCUGCGCGGCUUCAUCCUAGCAUGCCAAGAUGAGGAGACUGGAGGCUUUGCGGACAGACCAGGAGAUAUGGUGGAUCCUUUUCAUACCUUAUUUGGCAUUGCUGGAUUGUCGCUUCUGGGAGAAGAACAGAUUAAACCUGUUAGUCCUGUCUUUUGCAUGCCGGAAGAAGUGCUUCAGAGGGUGAAUGUGCAGCCUGAGCUGGUGAGCUAGAGUCAGAUAGGAGGGAUGUGAGUGCAAUCCGAACACUGCUGUAUUUGAAGUGUUUACCAAACCUAGAGGUGACUGUUAAUAUUUUGUAUAUCAUGUUAAUGAUAAAUUAUAUAAUUAAAUGUAUUGUAAAAUAAGUAUGUUGUAGUGUUCUAAGUAGUUUUUGUCUCUACUUGAAGUUUGUUUCUGAUGUCUCCAUAACAGCAAACUUAAAAAGUGCUAGUAUUUAAUUUGUGUACUCUUGACCUGUAACCAUUGUGAUGGAAAAUGAUUUUUGUUAAUCGAUAAAAAUGAGUAAAACUCAUUUAAAUAAAAGAUUAUGAAAUUGA